This is a messenger RNA of Aspergillus puulaauensis, 831 nucleotides long. RefSeq names its product protein-S-isoprenylcysteine carboxyl O-methyltransferase. The transcript is spliced from 2 exons. Lineage: Eukaryota; Fungi; Ascomycota; Eurotiomycetes; Eurotiales; Aspergillaceae. Gene Ontology annotation, biological process: C-terminal protein methylation. The record is from RefSeq and is a predicted model, not a curated record. Gene Ontology annotation, molecular function: protein C-terminal S-isoprenylcysteine carboxyl O-methyltransferase activity. The coding region runs from base 1 to 831 and encodes 276 amino acids. Gene Ontology annotation, cellular component: endoplasmic reticulum; membrane.
AUGGCCGACGCCGGCCCCCACGACACCCCAGCAAGCUACACAACCUGGCGCCCACCUUCUGAAUCACCAACUCCCACCACGGCGACCACAAGAAGCGAUGCUUUACUCCGUCCCUCCGGCUCGAAAUCGCUCUCCGGCAUAUCCCUACGCGCAUUCCUCCUCGGCGCAACCCUCGGCCUCUGCCUCUCCAUCGCCGUCGCCCUGAUCCUUAUCCAACCUGCCCCCCACUAUCUCUGGAGGCUCCCCUUCUUCGUCUUCUCGCUCAGCCUCUUCCAUUUCCUCGAAUACUACAUCACCGCCGCCUACAACACCCGCUACGCAGAUAUCUCCGCUUUCCUCCUCUCCUCCAACGGCUGGGCCUACAAUGUCGCGCAUUCCUCUGCCUUCCUCGAGUGUCUCCUCGCCUACCUUUUCUACCCACAUGAAUCAUACUUCGAUUUCACGGCCCCUGUGAACGGGGUGAAGAUCCAGGUUGUCAUCGGGAUAGUCCUUAUGGCUCUCGGCCAGGUGGUGCGAUCUCUAGCCAUGGCGCAGGCGGGGAGUAAUUUCAACCAUACGGUGCAGGUGGAAAGGAGGGAAGGCCAUACGCUUGUAACGCAUGGGGUUUAUGCGGUCCUGCGGCACCCGAGUUACUUUGGGUUCUUUUGGUGGGGGAUUGGAACGCAACUGAUGCUGGGGAAUGUGGUUAGUUUACUGGGGUAUGCGGUUGUGUUGUGGAAGUUUUUCAGUCAUCGGAUUGACCGGGAGGAACGCUUCCUGAUUGCUUUCUUCGGGGAUGAGUAUGUGGAUUAUAAAAGCAAGUCUACGGUUGGAAUUCCGGGGAUCCCAUGA